GAGAAGACUAUAGGAAUUAGGAAAAAAGAGACUCAGAAUCUGGAACUCUCAGUCAAUCUUACCCCUCUCACCAUUCUUCUUCUUCUCUCUCUUUCUCUCUCCUCCGACAUUGUUGUUUUCGAGCUCCAAAAAUGGCGGCGAUUUGGAGAGCAAAGGUACCCCCAAACUCAGCGAAUCUCGAAGAAGCUCGUAAAAGAGUGUUCGACUUCUUCAAAUUGGCCUGCCGAGCACUUCCUACUGUCAUGGAUAUCUACAAUCUCGACGAUGUCGCCACCAUCUCUCAGCUUCGCUCCACCAUUGCUUCUCAGAUCCGAAAGAAUUCUCAUGUCAGAGAUCCUAAGGUAAUCGACAUGUUAAUCUUUAAAGGGAUGGAGGAACUUGAAAACAUUGUUGAACAUUCAAAGCAGCGUCAUCACAUGAUUGGUCAAUAUGUCGUGGGACACCACGGACUUGUUCAGGAAUUGGGUACCAAAGAGCAAGGUUUCUCCCCAUUCCUUAAGAAUUUCUACAAAAGUAACUACUUCUGAACCAUUUUCGUCGUUGCUCAUUGAAAAAUGCAUCCAGUUAUGGACAUUCCAAAUAAGAACAUUGUUGUAGUAAAAUUUGUUACUGCUGGGAAUAUGAAUUCUCUUUUUGGCUCUCCUUGUAUUAUGCAUUAGAUGCCUGAUCUCAGUUGCUUUUCUUCAAAUGAUCAUGGCAUCAAUAUUACCAGAAAGAAAAUGUAUUUUUUGCCAGUAUUUUCUUUUUACCCCUUGUUCUUUGAAACCUUGGAUUCUGGAUAAAAACCAAGCACCUACGGAGAACCAAAUAUCACAGUAGUGUAAGACAGAAGUUAGUGCGUGGUGGAAAUAAUUAUACCUCAUGAUUGACAGAGCAUUUUCA
This is a messenger RNA of Chenopodium quinoa (quinoa), 882 nucleotides long. Its product is annotated as NADH dehydrogenase [ubiquinone] 1 alpha subcomplex subunit 6-like. Gene Ontology annotation, biological process: response to oxidative stress. The record is from RefSeq and is a predicted model, not a curated record. The transcript has 2 exons. The coding region runs from base 132 to 527 and encodes 131 amino acids. NCBI's taxonomy places the organism in Eukaryota, Viridiplantae, Streptophyta, Magnoliopsida, Caryophyllales, Amaranthaceae.